Molecule: messenger RNA, 2198 nt
Organism: Humulus lupulus (European hop)
Lineage: Eukaryota; Viridiplantae; Streptophyta; Magnoliopsida; Rosales; Cannabaceae
Product: pentatricopeptide repeat-containing protein At2g38420, mitochondrial
Exons: 1
Coding region: 79-1602 (507 amino acids)
Molecular function (GO): protein binding
Source: RefSeq, a predicted model, not a curated record
CGUCCUUAAUCUACUUAACCGUUGAGGGUUGAGAUUGAUAUAAACGCAAGCAUUUGAAAUUUAGUUGAGAUUUUAAAGAUGGCCGCUACUCGACAGUUGGCUCUGACCAACAAAUUUAUCAGAAAACACAGAAAAUGGCCGAUUCCACCAUACAAAACCAAAUGGCAUCAAACUUUCAAUCAAUCCCAAGCUUUACAAGCCCUAAAACAAUCAAUACAGAUGCAGAACAACAACCCCCAUGAAACCUCCCCCAAUCAUCUUCUCUCCGUUCUAAUCCAUUCCUUCAAUUCCUACCACUGCCACCCCACUCCCGAAGCUUACCACUUCCUCAUCAAAACCCUAAUCCAGACCUCUCGCAGGGUCGACCACAUCCCUCCCAUUCUCGACCGGAUCGAGCUCGUCGAGAAGUUCGAGACUCCCGAGUACAUUUUCGUCGAGCUUAUUCGGUUCUACGGCUGCAGUGGUAGAUUCGAAGAAGCUAUUGAUGUUUUCUGUAAAAUCCCCAGCUUCAGGUGUGUUCCUUCUGCUUUUUCGCUCAAUUCUCUGCUUUCGGUACUCUGUAGGAGAAGUGAGAGUUUGAGAUUGGUCCCUUGGGUUUUGAUGAAGAGCCGGGUUUUGAAUAUCAGGCUUGAGGAAUCUAGCUUUAGGAUUUUGAUUACUGCUUUGUGUAGAUUUGGAAAAGUUGGGUAUGCUGUUGAGAUACUGAAUUGUAUGAUAGGUGAUGGGUGUGAUGUGGUAGAUAUGAAAAUUUGCUCUUUGGUUUUGUCCUCAAUGUGUGAACAAAAGAAGGGGUUUGGUUCAGGUGACUUUGGGGUUUUGGGUUUCUUGGGAACAAUGAGGAAAGUUGGGUUUUGUCCUGGUCUGAUGGAUUAUGCGAAAGUCAUUAAGGUGCUGGUGAAAGAGAGAAAAGGUUUGGAUGCUUUAGAGGUUUUGGGCCAGAUCAAAGCGGCGCGAAUGAAGCCUGAUAUUGUUUGUUAUACCAUGGUUUUAAAUGGGAUUAUAAAGGAAGGGGAAUAUGAGAAGGCAGAUGAACUGUUCGAUGAAUUGCUUGUGUUGGGCUUAGUUCCAGAUGUUUAUACAUAUAAUGUGUAUAUUAAUGGCUUGUGCAAGCAGAAUAAUGUAGAGGGUGCACUUGAUAUGUUAUUACGUAUGGAAAAACUAGGGUGCAAGCCUAAUUUGAUUUCUUAUAAUUUAAUUUUGAAGGCACUCUGUAAGAGUGAGAAGCUUGAUCAAGCGAAGGAGCUUCUGACUGAAAUGAGUUUGAAUGGUGUUGGGGCAGACUUGCAGACACACAGAAUUAUGCUGGAUGGUCUGUUUGGUAAAGGUGAAAUUGAUGAAGCAUGUGUCUUGAUGGAAGAAAUGUUGGAUAAAUGUUUAUGUCUUUGUUGUUCAACGUAUGAUGAGAUUAUAUCUGGGCUGUGCCAAAGGGGCUUGGAAUGUAAAGCAUUAGAGUUGGUGGAAAAAAUGGUUGGCAAUAAUGUGGCACCAGGAGCAAGGGCUUGGGAAGCAAUGGUCCUUGCCUCUAGUUCUGAACUUUCUUUACCAGAGGCCAUCUGGACUGGUCUGGUGAAAACACAGGGUGGAACGGUGAAUAUAAUCUGAGAUAUCUAUAGUUGAAGAGACGUAGCCAUUCAUUGUUUUGGAUUGGCUUAAUUGGCGUGGACUUAUGGACUAAAGUUCCCAAUUGAGAGGCCGCAAGGAUAAAAGCUUCAGUGGGCCACAUGUGGUCUGGUGAACCAGGUGGAAACUUGCCUAGUAAAGCUGCUGGAAUAUUGGCUAUGAUUUGGGACCUAUAUAGUUGAAGAUACGUAGCCAUUUGUUGUUUUGGAUUGGCCCUGUUAGCAUGGACAUAUGGGCUGAAGAUCCCAAUUGCCAGACCAAGAAAAUGUAGCUACAAUGGGCCAAAAAAUUGUCUGCUAUGAUAUGAUCUACCUACUUGCUCUUAAAUGGACAAACUUUCUGAGAGAAAAUUUUCAAUGUUCAAAUUCUUAACUAUUGGAAGGACUUAGACUUCAACUACUUAGAGGCAUGCCUAGUUUCCUACUUUCCACGUAUUCUACAAUUAUAAUAAUGACCUUAUCAAAUGAGAAUUCGGCACAUUUGUGUUUUAAUUUUUGUUCACCGCUCAAACAUGUGAUCUGUUUUGCAUGAUCUGCCAAAAGAAUGGAGACACAAAGAAUGAACACAUCUUCCCUUUA